AUGCCACACAAGCGAGCCAAGGCUAGCAUUAGGAAAGCCGAAAGUCAACGGAAAGGAUUCGACUUGCCGCCCAAUCAAAAUGUCAACAAGAAGAAGAAGAGAAAAGAGAAGCACGAUUCUAGCCGAGUAAAAACAUAUCAGAUCGGUGAGGACAUUCCCAAAAACAUGUUCAGGAUUCUCAACGCCGAAAAAAUUCGAGCCGAAUACAAAAUCAGGAAAUCCCAAGAUAGUGAUCCCUCCUCUACUCCAAAUCAACGCUCAAAGCCGCAAUCCACGGGAGGAACGAACGACACAGCGUCGACAUCUAAACGACGCAACAAAUCUACAACACAGCUGUCCAAAGCACAAGACGAGCUUAAAAUUCUUCCUGGCGAAGGACUCGGCAGCUUCAAUCGACGAGUCGAAGCCGCUUUGCGGCCGAAAGUAACCGCCCUAAUGAAAUCAGCAAAAAACAAAAUGGCGCUCAAGAAAGCUGAUUCCGCCGGACCCGCUUCUUCGACCUCCAAGCCAGCUCAAGGAGAGAAAGAAGCUGAAGGGGAUGCCGAGACGGUCGCGCGAGAGGGCCCGAGAGUGACGACGAGAGCGGUGAAAGACUUCGCGCCUCGGCCGUCCAAGUUCCCCAUCACCGAUGUGGCCAUGGAGCCGCCGACGCUUUCGCUCACCAAAUCGAUGAAGAAGAACCUCGCUACCAACCGCACCCCUCUGCCUAUCUCUUCCGCCCAGAAACGCUGCUUGGAAAUCGAGCGCGAUAAAGCCGUCAAACGCUACCGCGAAAUGAAGGAAGAACGCUUCGCCCAGCAACAGUAA
Messenger RNA from Puccinia triticina, 807 nucleotides. RefSeq lists its product as uncharacterized. The record is from RefSeq and is a predicted model, not a curated record. The transcript has 2 exons. NCBI's taxonomy places the organism in Eukaryota, Fungi, Basidiomycota, Pucciniomycetes, Pucciniales, Pucciniaceae. The coding region runs from base 1 to 807 and encodes 268 amino acids.